AUGGGAGAGAAAGAUGGGCACAAUAGAUCGGACACGACAGCUCUUAAUCCCACGCAGCCCUGGGCGAGGACGAUGACGUGUUAUGCCGGAAUAAUAUCAACCCGCCUCACGGAUGAGUUUCUCGUGGGCCGGCAGUCAGCCGUGGACGAGACCAUCGGUCAGCUGCACCUCAACACCCACUACGUGCUCUCGGUCAACGGCUUCCUCAACGCACUGCAGGUGUUGGCAGGCCUGGGCAACUUCUUCACGUACAUGAUCUUCGGCGUGGGCUCCAAGUCGCAGCACUUCCUGUACGCCUGCUGUUUCGGCUACUCGAUCAACGGGCUCCACUUCCUGGUGACGGGGCUCAGCUCGCAGCACGUCGCCGAAGUGCUGCCCAUCACAAUCUACUACAAGGUGUUCCAGGCGAGCGCGAUGAGCAUGUACUUCCUGGGGUCGGUGGCCGUGAUGACGUACGACCUUCCCAACAUGCCUGACUCCUUUUGUGGCAUGGCCACAGGAAUGUUCACCGGCCUCCUUCACCUGGUGCACCUCGUCUACGUUUUGAUCUACGUACCAUCACCAUGAUAUCGCUUGCUUGGCCGACAAAAGCAAUGUUUUCUCUCGCGUUUUUUUUAUUAUUAUUCUACCUAUAUGUAUAUUUCAGGCGCGUAAUCUCGCUUCGUUUCUUUUAGUACUGAACGCCAUUAAACUACGACCCUUUUGUA
This is a messenger RNA of Dermacentor andersoni, 707 nucleotides long. RefSeq lists its product as uncharacterized. NCBI's taxonomy places the organism in Eukaryota, Metazoa, Arthropoda, Arachnida, Ixodida, Ixodidae. The record is from RefSeq and is a predicted model, not a curated record.